AUGGAGUUAUUGAGAAAAGCCGAUGUCCAUCGUGCCGUGGUGAACAGUUUGCGAUUGGUUGUUCUGCGGGAGCGGAAGUGGAUGGAUGUCGUGGUGUCCCGAUGGAGUGCCAAUUCUCAUACUCUUCCGGUAGCUUGGGAUGAGACCGGACCCACUUUGGAGGAUGUGGGCUGUCUGUUGAGGUUGCCCAUGUUGGGAAAAGUUGACCCGUCCGCCGGGAGACUUUCUCCUUCACAACAAGAUAUGGUCGAUGCACUGCGGAAAUCCGUUCGCCGGGAGAAGGGCCACAAUGGAGAUUUGGGUGCAACGAAGGCCGGGGAGGAAGCUCAUGUAGUGACGGACGGGUCGGGAUUGAAAGAAUCGGCUCACUUGGCAGCGUUCUUAGCCUAUUGGCUAACUUGGUACAUUUUUCCUGGUCCUCCGAAGGAUGGUGUUGAUACGACAUUGUUUGAACUUGCGACGAUCCUUGCUUCCGGGGAAUCCGUACCGUUGGCCCCGUUGUUUUUGGGGACUUUGUUCAAAAGAUUAGACAUGCUUCAAGAUGCGGCGCGACGCUCUUGCGGGAGGUAUGACUUGCCGAUUUAUGUGGCCACCAACUUUCUUCAUAUGUUCUUGUUUGAGCGGUUUCCUAAAGUUGCACCUAAACCGAAUGAUUUUGGGGCGGGUGGUAGUGGAGAGAGGGGGGAACCGUGCCGAAAUGUAUGCCGAUCGGCGCGAUGGUCAGGAAGUGGCAUCCAGGAUGUGCAGGGUAGUAUUGCCGAUGUUCUUGAUGUUGAGGGAGAGUUUGUUACUCGAUCGUAUGUGAACACGCCGAAGGGGGUAUUUCCUUUUAACGUGUACUUGGAGGAGGAUGUGGUGGCCUUUGCGAAUAAGGAUGAUGCAUCCACGACGGAGCUUUUUAGGAUGAGUUGUAUGAUGAGGGGGGAGUUACCAUAUUUUGUGAAUGGGAAGUAUGGUUCUGUGAUUUACGAUCCGAUGAGGGUUGCACGCCAAUUCGGGUUGAUCAGGGGGUGCCGAAACCAUUUCUGCCAUCGGGGGGUGUGGAGAUGUGUGGAAGAGGUUCCUGAAAUCGGCCUUCCCGGCGGAGCUUAG
Rhododendron vialii is the source of this 1092-nucleotide messenger RNA. RefSeq lists its product as uncharacterized. The transcript is spliced from 2 exons. The record is from RefSeq and is a predicted model, not a curated record. NCBI's taxonomy places the organism in Eukaryota, Viridiplantae, Streptophyta, Magnoliopsida, Ericales, Ericaceae. Bases 1 to 1092 code for a protein of 363 amino acids.